This is a messenger RNA of Periophthalmus magnuspinnatus, 1067 nucleotides long. RefSeq names its product fibrous sheath interacting protein 1 (gene fsip1). The record is from RefSeq and is a predicted model, not a curated record. NCBI's taxonomy places the organism in Eukaryota, Metazoa, Chordata, Actinopteri, Gobiiformes, Gobiidae. The coding region runs from base 1 to 1059 and encodes 352 amino acids. The transcript has 10 exons.
AUGUACAGUGGCGUUGAUGUUGUCAGUUCUGGGGGCGCUGAUGUCUGUGCCACUAACAAGCAUGAUGAUGAUGAGGAGGAUUUAAAACUACAGAAGGCCAUCGAAGAAAUGAGGAGACUUGAUGAUAUUCUCUCACUUAAGACUGUUCAAGGACAAGAAUCCAAGCGACAAAGAAGGGAAAUUAGAGAUAAACUUUGGCAAGAACUAUUGAAUACACCAAAAGGACGCUCUGAAUGUGCCCAUGAAGCUUCAAAUACCAGAUCAUUCUUAGCUCUCAAUGCUCCCACAGCAAAAGUGCAUAAAGAAGAGUUGAACUUUGAACCAGUUUUUGAAACUGAAGCCCCUGAUUGUGAUGACAGAAACUGUGCGAAUUCAAGGAGCAACAGAUCUGUUGACAAUGUAGAGUCAUCACCUGAAACAGAUUUUCUGGAGAUAGAGCAAGAGCUUUCUAAAGGAAGCCAUUGUGAAGUUUCCAAAGUCAAGAAAAAACACAAGAACUUUGUCAAGAGAAACAUUGAGUUGAUAAGCGGUGAAGGGGGCCAAGAGGUUUUGACUCAACCGGAGAAAGAUCGUCUAGACGAGCUCCUCCGAGAAAUAGACCAAGAGGAAGAGGACUGUGCCAGAGGUGCAGAUGCAGAGGAUGACUUGUGGGCUGUGUCAGUCUCCACUGGGCAAGGAUACACCCCAGAGCCUCCUGACCUCAAGCAGCUUCACGACAUUGACUCCAGGAUCAGACUUCUACUUCCUCUUGAAGAAUUUGCCUCUUUGCAAACGUCCUACUCAAAUCUUAGUGAGUUUCAGGGCUCGUGGGCUGGCUGGAGGACUGAGGGAGAGCUGCUGCCAGGAGAGAAGGCCCUGAAGGACGAGAAGGAGCGGAGAGGGCAGGAGAGACGACUCCAGGAGAUUCAACAGCAGCUGCACAGCCUGCGCCACAGCCAAGACGUGAGUGAUGAAAGCCCAGGUCUGACAGAGGAGCAGCUGCUGAGUCUCCUGGAGGACUGUGAGCUUGCUGAAACCUGGACCAGAGACAUCGAUGUGAAUGACUUUACUCCACGCUGACAGCACCU